This is a messenger RNA of Sus scrofa (pig), 5422 nucleotides long. RefSeq names its product complement factor I (gene CFI). NCBI's taxonomy places the organism in Eukaryota, Metazoa, Chordata, Mammalia, Artiodactyla, Suidae. Gene Ontology annotation, molecular function: serine-type endopeptidase activity; protein binding. Gene Ontology annotation, biological process: proteolysis. Gene Ontology annotation, cellular component: membrane. The record is from RefSeq and is a predicted model, not a curated record.
CUGGACUUCCUGUAAAACAUUGCAUCUUUUUUUUUUUUUUUUACAUUGAUGGCAUUAUCUUAAUCAGAGCAGAUAAGCAAAAGGUGACUAGCAGGCCAAAUGCCUUGAUAAGACACUCAUGCUCCUCAUGGCAGGCAAUAAAUCCUAGCACAUCAGUAAAAUUUUAGGAAAACAGUGCUCAGAAACUUUCCAGGACAUCUUCUCUAGAGUAAAGGACAAAUUAUUUUGUCUUGUACUUCAUUUCACAAAGAAGGAAGCACAAAACUUAUCCUUUCUGGGAAUACUCCCUUUGGGGAAUGUUUGAUUUGGGAGCAAAUAUUUCACACUGAAGAAUACUGCUCUGGCUACCAGGGCAGGAAAGAGUUCUGCACUAAUCCAGAGGCCUAUGGUAUUGGAAGUAUCCAUGGUGAGAAAAAACAUUGCAGUGCUGAGGAAGACCCAGUGGGAGAACUGUAAUAUAGGACCCUGGAGUUCUGGAAUGAGGCCAUGCCAUCUGCAGCAGAGAAUUUUAUAUUCUUUUUGAGAAACGACUUCUGCACUACUGGACCCUGGCAAAUGUGGAAUAAUUGAACUUGACACUAUGUCAUCAUGUGGCAGAAAUGUCCACUAUGAGCUGGAAUCCUAGCAGACCCAUGAAGCACAAGAUUGAGCAGGCCCGGCAAAAAUCUAAGAUGAAAGUGUUACACCUGGAACCAAAUACAAGCAGGAGCAAAGGGCACAAGCAAAGUACAUGAGCAGGUGACCCAGAUUUCCUCCUUUCCCCCGAAGCCAAACUGUUGCACCCCUGUCGCUUCCUCAACUCACACCUCUGGCUCUAGGGGAAACCCUAUGACCAGCUGAAGGGAGGAGGGAAAAGUUUGGGUUUGGUUCACAGAUUGGUUGGUUCAGUGUGUAGGUGCAGCCCCCAAAUAGCAGCUGCAUUACAGCCACAGUUAGGAAUCGCUCUGGCGAAGUCAAUGGCGAAGAAAAGUCCUCCCAGUAGGCAGAGCUUCAGGCAGUACACCUGGCCAUCCACUGUGUGUGGAAAAAUAAGUGGCCUGAGCUUAGACUCUAUAUGGAAUCACAGGCAAUAGGAAUUGCCUCAUCAUCUUUUUUCCUAGAAUGAAAAAUAUGCAAAGAUUAAGAACAAGAAGGCCUGGGAUAGAAACAUAUAGGAGUAGGGAUGAAAUGUGAAAACCUUUGUAUCAGGUGUUAAUGCCCACUAGAGAAAAGUCACUAAAUAACCAACAAGAUGACUCGGCCGAUUGAUAUCAGCCAUUCUUAGUCAUCAGCCACCCUGGUACUUGCACCGCGGGCACAAGAAUAAAGUGGUCGUGGUAGCAGAGAUGGAAGCUAUCUGGGAGGUCAAUAGUACAGACCCCAAAGGUUUAUUUAGCUGCUGCCAUCAACAAAUGUCCAUCUGACAGCAACAGAGAUCAAUGCUGAGCCCCUUAGAUGGCGCAACUCAUCAAGGAUACCAACUAGCCACGGUUGGUUCUUUCAACCUUAAAAAGGGCCAGUGGUGCAUUCUCACAGGAACAGACACAUAUUGCAGGUAACAUCCUUACCUUUCCUGCGGGCAGGGCUUCAGGAUCAUGAGCCAAAGGAUUACAGAUUAUUUAAUCCUCCACCAGGGGAUCCCAUAAAACAUCCUGCCAGACAAAGGAUAUGGUGAGAGUGAGCCUAUGACCAUGCAACCCACUGGUCAUAUCACAUACUGCGGCAUUCUGAAGCUCACAGCCUUAUGGAGCAUUGGAGCAGCCUGCUAAAUGCAGAGCUGAGGUGCUACUUAAAGGGCAAUACUCAGGGAGCACUGGUGCUGUCCUCCAGGAAGCAGUAUGUGCAUUGAAUCAAAGGACCUUCAUAUAGCAUCAUACCCCAACAGAGAGAAGACACAGGUCUGGGAGCCAAGGAACAGAGGCAAGAAUGACCACAUUCACCAUCUCUUUCAGCGCCCAACUGGAGGCUUUCUGAUUUUGGUCCCCACAACUGUGUACUCUGCAGGGUUAGAGGUCUCUUCGUCAAAGGAAGCACACUUUUGUCCUGGGUCACAGCAGGAAUCCCACUGAAUCAUAAGCUAAACUGUCUAUGUGGUGCACACUGAGCUGUUUCUGUCUAGGGGCCAGUAGGGAAGAAGUGGUGUGACCAUCUUAACAGGUGUUCCAGAGGAAGCGGGCUGCUGUUAAACAGAGUAGGGAGGCAUGUGUAUGGAACCAUGUGAGCUCCUCGGGUGCCUUUUGUGACAGGAAAGGGCUAGAAACAGCAACUGCUCUGUAAAGGAAAUGGUGAUUGGGAUCAGAUUACUCCUGGAAGAGGUCGUGGGUCAGGCCACCAGGUUUGCCACUGGGGCCAGCAGAGGUGGAAGCUCAGGGCAAAGGGAAUCUGGAAUGGAUAGAAAGGAGGCAGAGGAUGAGUAUUAACUGCAGCCCAAGAUCAAUUGCAAGGGCAGGGUUCGCUCCCCCGCCCCAACCUCUCUCUUGAAUUCUCUCUCAGGGAGAAAGGCCUACUGAAAUUCUGAAGGAGCCACCCUUGAAGCAUAUAAGGAAAGUAGAUCUAAAAGGUGCAAAUAGUGGACUCUGAAAGACAGGGAGAUGAGUUUCCCAGAUCCCCUUCAUGGAGGGUCUGGCUGCCUAGCUGUUUAAGUGUGGUCAGCAAGCCUUCCUUCAGACAGCAACUAAUUGUCAGAACCUCCAGGGUCUGCCUCAGCUAUGGAGAGCUGCCUUAACUAAGAGCAUGCAUUUCCUGGGCAACCCUCACCAGGGGACUGAGCAAGGCAGGCAAGAUCCAGCCAUCUCUGCCUGAUCCUUGGGCACUGUGACAGGCCACACUCACUCCAGAGCUCCCUACGAGCUGGCCAAGGCUUUGUCGAACCCACACUGCAGCCAGAUUUCUCUUUCUGCUCCCUCCUGCGUCUCCUUCCUUUCCCAGGAGUUGAUUGCUGAUAUGCAUCUCGCACCCCAAACUGCUUCAGGAGAAUCCAAACUGUGACAGAAUUUCUGCUUAGAAAAAAUAAUUUGAUCACAGGACAACCUAUGAAUGAUAAAGGAACUGCUCUGUCGAGGAUUUUUUAUGUGUUCAGCAGAAGCUUCAAUAUGAUGGGCUUUUAUUUCUUACUAUCUCCUCAUCGUCAUCCUUAAAGAAAAAUAUAAUUCUAUUUUGCCCAAACAUAAGAAACUUUCUUCCUCUUCUCUAGAAAACAGAAUGAGGCUUUGUUCAAUACCAAGGUGGGGCAUCAGAUUCCUCUGCUAGAAACACAGUCCCUAUUGCUCGCCUCCCUCAGCUAUUUACCAAGCCCUUUUUUUUGGUUUCACUUACGGUAAAACUCUGGAUUUUAGCCAGCUUCUCCACGAGUUCAAAAGUACAAAGCUCUUUAGGAGGCUUGCUCUUUUUAAAUAUUUUUUCAAGAGGUUAAAGAUUAAAUUUCAAAAGAAUAUCUGGGGUGCGGAAGAGUUCACAAUAGAGACACAGACCCUGAUGGUCUCCAACAUGAAGCUUGCUCAUGUUAUUCUGUUACUUUUGUGCUUCUACUUAAGUUUUUGCAAGCCCACCUCAGGCUCAGACACAUCUCAAGAGGAUCUUGUGGAGAAAAAGUGCUUAACUGAAAAAUACACACAUCUCUCCUGCGAUAAAGUCUUCUGCCAGCCAUGGCAGAAAUGCAUCGAUGGGACCUGUAUCUGUAAACUUCCUUAUCAGUGCCCAAAGAAUGGGACCAGCGUGUGUUCAACUAAUGGGAAAAGCUACCCAACUUACUGUCAGCAAAAGAGUUUUGAAUGUCUUCGUCCAGAGGCAAAGUUUUUAAAAAGUGGAGCAUGCACAGGCGAAGAACAAUUUAGUGUGUCCUUGGAUCGUGGCAAUGGAGAUUCAGAAGGAAUCGUUGAAGUAAAACUUGUAGACCAAGAUAAGAAAAUGUAUAUAUGUGCAAAAAGCUGGAGCCUUACACAGGCCAAUGUGGCCUGCCUUGACCUUGGAUUUAAACUGGGUGCUCUUUAUACUCAAAGAAGAGAUCCUCAUAUAAAUUCCCCUGAAUGUCUACAUGUGCAUUGUCGAGGAUCAGAGACCAGUUUGGCGGAAUGUACUUUUACUAAGGGAACAACUAGCAGGUCCGAGGGGUUAGCUGGUGUGGUGUGUUACACAGAGAAUGCAGUUUCUCCAACAAAUGACUACUUUCAGUGUGUGAAUGGGAAACACAUUUCUCAGAAGAAGACCUGUGAUGGUAUCAAUGAUUGUGGAGACCAGAGUGAUGAGCUGUGCUGUAAAGGGUGCCGAGGUGAAAGUUUUUUUUGUAAGUCAGGUGUUUGUAUUCCAAGGAAGUAUAAGUGCAAUGGUGAGGUAGACUGCAUUACGGGAGAAGAUGAAGUUGGUUGUGAAGGAAGUGAACAUCCUGAAAUUAAAGAAGAAACAGAAAUGUUGACUGCUGACAUGAAUGCAGAAAGAAAACGGAUAAAGUCAUUUUUCCCUAAACUAUCCUGUGGAGUUAAAAGCAGCACGCACAUUCGAAGGAAACGAGUCGUAGGAGGACAGCCAGCAGAAGUGGGGGACUUCCCAUGGCAAGUGGCAAUUAAAGAAGGUGAGAAAAUCAACUGUGGAGGAAUUUAUAUUGGUGGCUGUUGGAUUUUGACUGCUGCACAUUGUGUCAGAGCCAGCAAAGCUCCUCGUUACCAAAUAUGGACCUCGUUUACAGACUGGUUAAAUCCUGACCCUCAGAUAGUCGUUCAGUUUGUAAAGCAAGUUAUUAUUCAUGAAAAGUACAAUGGAACCACCUACCAAAAUGACAUAGCUUUGAUUGAAAUGAAAAAGCAGCCAGGCCGAAGCGAAUGUGUGUUGCUUAAAUCCGUUCCUGCCUGUGUCCCCUGGUCUCCGCAUCUGUUUCAACCGAAUGAUAAAUGCAUCGUUUCUGGCUGGGGUCGAGAAAAAGAUAACAAAAAAGUCUAUUCACUCAAGUGGGGUGAAGUUCACCUAAUAAGCAACUGUUCUAAGUUUUACCUAAAUCGCUUCUUUGAAAAAGAAAUGGUGUGUGCAGGUACAGAUGACGGUUCUAUUGAUGCCUGUAAAGGGGACUCUGGAGGCCCCUUAGUCUGUACAGAUGCCAACAACAUGACUUAUGUUUGGGGUGUUGUGAGUUGGGGUGAAAACUGUGGAAAACCAGAGUUCCCAGGUGUUUAUACCAAAGUGGCCAAUUAUUUUGACUGGAUCAGCCUUCAUGUAGGAAGGCCCCUUAUUUCUCAGCACAACGUGUAACACGGUGAUCUCACUCUUCUUUCUACUCUUUCUCUCUCGGGAGUUUCAUGUUAAUUGCUAUCAUCCUGUGUAAUUAGUACUUCUUCAGGAAAAAAUAUAAAGGCAGUUGUAUUGAAUAUUUUGUAAAGGUCUCUACAAAGUUUAUGCCAUGUUGGGAUUUUGCUAUAUAAUUCUCAAAUAAAUAUGUUAGCAUACAUAAUUAUAA